AGGGGCAGUCGCGAGGCCAGAAGCCUGGGAGGAAACUUUCCGCGCAGCAAACUUGGGGGUGAAGUGCAAACGCCACCGGCUUGCAGCUGUUUGCACAGCCUCGGCGGCGUCCCCUUCUCUUCCCAGCCCCUCCCCGGCCUUUUCCGACCUUCUGCGCUCCUGGCCAGCGCCGCCACCCGCGCCGACGUGGCGGAGCGCACAGGUCGCGGUCAGGUGGUCGGUGACGCCCGGGACCGGCUCCCGGGAGGGCGGUGCCAACGCCCGGGGUGGGGACUGCGCGGGGCGGCCGCGGGCGGAGCGGCGCGGAGGAGCGCAGCAGGCGGAGCGCCGGGAGCGAGGUGGCACAGACAUGGACCGCGGCGACCAAGGUCUGCUGAAGACAGAGCCAGUGGCCGAGGAAGGAGAGGAUGCUGUCGCCAUGCUCAGUGCCCCAGAGAACCUGUCGGAGGAGGAGCAAGAUGAGCUGAGACGGGAACUUGCCAAGGUGGAGGAAGAAAUCCAGACUCUGUCUCAAGUGUUGGCAGCAAAAGAGAAACAUCUCGCAGAGAUUAAGCGGAAACUUGGGAUCAGUUCACUUCAGGAAUUCAAGCAGAACAUCGCCAAGGGGUGGCAAGACGUGACAGCGACCUCUGCAUACAAGAAGACAUCUGAAACCUUAUCUCAGGCCGGACAGAAGGCUUCAGCUGCAUUUUCAUCCGUUGGCUCAGUCAUCACCAAAAAGCUGGAAGAUGUAAAACUGCAAGCCUUUUCACAUUCCUUUAGUAUACGCUCCAUUCAGCAUUCGAUUAGCAUGCCUGCUAUGAGAAAUUCCCCAACUUUCAAGUCAUUUGAAGAAAAGGUUGAAAACUUAAAGUCUAAAGUAGGGGCAACCAAGCCUACUGGCGGUGAUUUUGGAGAAGUCCUGAAUUCCACAGCAAAUGCUACUAGUGCCACGACCUCGGAGCCACCUCCAGAACAGAUGGAGGAGAGUCCCUGAGUUGCUGACCUACGUUCUGCUGCCCACUGCCAGGUGCUGCAAGUGAGAUCCAGGCACAUCUUGUCAACACUCAUGGCCGCAGAUUUCUACCAGAUGUGCUUUUACUUAGCUUUACUUAUUUCUCUGACCAAAUAGUUUGUGAAUUAAACAAGGUGAAAGCACCUUUGCCUCCACUCCAGGGAAACACCCUUUAGUGCUCAUCGAAUGCCCUUUGUGUAGGAGACAGCAUCACGGAGCCUCUGGUAUUCCUGAGGCUCUCACCGGAGUGACAGGAAGCUGCGGGUGACCACUGUGUUUCUACUUUACAAAAUCACUCUACAUCUGGGGUUCUAGUUUGAUCCUUUUCUAUGAGUCAUCUUUUUGUUUUUGACUCUCUGUAUACUUGAUUUUUAACUGAAAUUGUUCUCUUCCAAAUCCUGGUUAUUAAAAGUUUUGGAAUCAUUUGUUACUUUUAAAGGAGAAACCACCAGCUACUUUGUUUUCUUGGAUAAACAGUUUUUUGUACGAGGACCAUAUCGUGGGUUUCUGAACACACCAGACUAAAGUAGACAGGUGUGUAUGUACGUCAGUAGUUCUGUUCAUACAGAAACCCAAACUACCAGUGGCAUAAACAUAGGGUCCCCUCCAUAUCCUUGGUAAUUCGAAGCUACCAUUUCAACAUACUGGUUAUUUAUUAUGCUACCCCUGCACAUUUUUUUAUAAGAUUAAAAUUUAAUUUCAGGUAAAUUGACAAAAUAACAUUAUGAGUCAAGCAUAUGAUAUUACUGUAAGUUGAAAUGUGGCCACACUCAUCACUGAUAAUUCCAAAAGUCUAAAAGUCUUUAGGUCUAGAGAGCUGUAAAAAAUGCUAAAAUAGAUCACCUUAGGGAAUUGCUGCCUCCAUUAAAUCCAUUUGGCACUCAUUAGGAAGCACAGAAAGUUCUAUGGGAAAUACAACUUGAAUAUUUUUUUAUACUAAGGUAUUGUUGCUAGCUCGGAAGGAUUUAAGGCAUUCAUACAAAUGAGCCCAUCAUGCUGUAGUUGUUUUCUGUGUGUUAGUGACGUAAGCUGUCCUGUAAACAUUGCCCCUGCUUGGAGAACUCUCAGGGCUUGUGAAUCAGAGCUUCCAGAUGUCUCCACUAAGCUCCUUUGUUAACUGUGGUAACUACUGACUCACUACCAUUUCCUUUUGCUGUAUGUGGUUAUGGCCCAGGAGGUUGUGUUUGUUAUUUAUCUGUUGUGGUUGUUUUAUCAUUGUCCAUGCCAAAUGUUAAUUGCCAAGCUUGGAGUGACCUAAAGCAUUUGUUUAAAAGCAUGACUAGAAUUAAUUGAGGAUAAAGUUUCUGCAAACCAAAUUUGAAAAGCCACAAGUGUCAGUUGUUAAAAAAUGACAUGCUGCCGUUCUUGAUUGCUACUUGGAUGCAAUGGAAACUAUGCUCUAUUAUAUGUGACAAAUCUUAAUAAAGUCUGUGUAUCAGUA
Messenger RNA from Mesocricetus auratus (golden hamster), 2435 nucleotides. It is a transcript of the gene Tpd52, whose product is annotated as tumor protein D52. Gene Ontology annotation, cellular component: cytoplasm. The transcript is spliced from 8 exons. The record is from RefSeq and is a predicted model, not a curated record. Lineage: Eukaryota; Metazoa; Chordata; Mammalia; Rodentia; Cricetidae. Gene Ontology annotation, biological process: B cell differentiation. Bases 350 to 976 code for a protein of 208 amino acids.